Molecule: messenger RNA, 1547 nt
Organism: Cylas formicarius (sweet potato weevil)
Lineage: Eukaryota; Metazoa; Arthropoda; Insecta; Coleoptera; Brentidae
Exons: 3
Coding region: 138-356 (72 amino acids)
Source: RefSeq, a predicted model, not a curated record
UUCACUUUUGGAAGCGGUGACAUAGCGCUUUAUUACUGUAAAUUUUAUCGAAGGCAGUUGGUUUAAAAGUUUAAACGUAGGUCAAAAUACAUAACCACGAGAUAUUUUUCUUAGCGGGAAAAGUUAUUGAAGAAACUAUGGUGAAUAAAAUAUUCUUGGCGAUAAUCUUCACAUUUUGGGCAUUAUUUUAUGCGAACGCUUUGCAACCGAAAGCACCAAAUUUUCAAUAUUUCGAAAGGCCAAAGUAUCGUUAUCCAUAUUAUGAUGAAAACGGGAACGGUAAACUUCUUUACGGAUAUGGCGACGACAAACUGUAUCAGUACAAAGUAUUUACGCCACUGGAAGGAAUCCAUUAGUACCUAAAACUCAUUAAUCCAAUUAAAUUUGGAUUUUUAGAUUUUCAUGUAUAUAAUAUAUAAACGAUAAUGUACGUAGUUACGUAGUUAGUUCUGACUCAUUUAAGCGGCCUAAUUAUAUUAUAUCUAGAAUCGCGUGCCCAGUGCAAAUUUAUUUAAUAUUUGUUGUUAAAAUAUUUUUUACAAUAUAAAGUGUUUCAAUAAUUUUUACGUGUCUUAAAAUUAACAAUUUAGACGUGGUUUUUAUUCAAGCGACACUUAUUGCAGGAAAAAAUGUUAAUGUACUUAGGAAUUAAAAUUUGGAGUGAUUUCGUUAUUUUGUUGGUAUUUUUUUAAAAAAUAGUUCGCGAUUUGACAUCAGUGCUUUUAGCGUUUCAUCCGAUCAACAUUAAACGAAAAGCUUACCGAUUAAAUAUUAAAUAACAGAACUCUAGCAAUAAUAUGAUUGCAACUUCCUGACAAACGAGUUUAAUUGCGAGCAAAGCGAUUUACUGAUACUCAGCCUUCUGCAAUAUUUAAUAUUUCUUUCAUAGAGAGCGCUUUUAAUUUUUGCUAGUUUGAAGGUACAAUGCGAAAGUGUCCUGAGAUAUUGUUUUGGGGCUAUUUUCUACAAAUCACGCACUACCAAAACCGUUAACGGUGCCACGAAUAAUGCUAACCUGCUGCAGAUUCAGGUAGAAUGAGCAGGCUAAAGGAGCAAAGGUAAUAGCAUACUGAAUUGCAGAAUUAAUUGGCACUAAUAUUCAUUUCUCGAAAUAAUGGGAGCAGUUCAAAAAGGGCAAUGUCUAGUUCAUUUGACAAUAACCAUCGGAUCGCAAUAAGUGGCGUAAAGACCAAUAAAGCCUAUCUUAACUCUCCCGAACUAGGACCGUUAAUCUGUAGACACAGAAAAGUACUUUCGAAAUAAACAUUUAAAAAAUGGUGGGAUUGCAUGUUUAACAAAAUAUGCCCAGAUCCGAUUAAAUUUUCUGCGAUAAAACGAGUUCAGUAAGUGCACAAAUGGCGCAAAAUGCUGCUAAGUGCAUCAGAUUUAUGUGACUCCUUAGACAAAAAUAUCAGUACCCUGAGCUGUAAUAUUCUAAUUUAAAGCUUCUAUAUUAUCUAUAAUCUAUAUAUCUAUAUAUUUUUCGCAUAUAAUUACUAGAUAUAGAUAAAUAUUCUUGUAAUAAUUGUUGUUAAAGUUCUGGCAAU